AUGCCCUUUAUUUGGUCUCGAAAGAACCGAACCAACUCGUCUGCCCAUUCCAUCCGCCCCGGAACUAAGAAAGAAUCAAAAAGAAGAAAAAGUAGCCGGCUGCUACUAAAAAAAGAUCCAUUCGGAUCUACUACUGGAUAUACUUCCCGAUCAAUUGCUAUUGAUGCUUGCUCUGGUGCUUCUAGCCUCGUAUACGGAUCUGGAUCACGAUCUCGAUAUGGAAGGUAUGCUGCUGGUAUUCGUAAGUCAGCUGGGUACUAUGCAACGUCUUCUUUCUUGCAGCUUUUUUUUAUCUUCACUUCAUCUAUUUCAUUAUUUUUCAUUUACUAA
Molecule: messenger RNA, 330 nt
Organism: Beta vulgaris subsp. vulgaris (sugar beet)
Lineage: Eukaryota; Viridiplantae; Streptophyta; Magnoliopsida; Caryophyllales; Amaranthaceae
Source: the annotation of a RefSeq genome assembly